Syzygium oleosum is the source of this 441-nucleotide messenger RNA. RefSeq lists its product as uncharacterized. The record is from RefSeq and is a predicted model, not a curated record. Lineage: Eukaryota; Viridiplantae; Streptophyta; Magnoliopsida; Myrtales; Myrtaceae. The coding region runs from base 1 to 441 and encodes 146 amino acids. The transcript has a single exon.
AUGACUAGCUUAGACACUAGUCUCGCACAGUCAGGGCAUGAGUAUGCUCCUGCAGCGCCCGAGCCUUCAGUGGCAGAGCCAGAUCCAGAGCCGGAGGAGUCGCAGGCUGGGUAUGACUCGAUGGAUGUGGACUUAGGGGUAGAGCCGAAGGAGGAAUCUAUAGAAGAGCCGCCCGAAGAGAAGUAUGAGGAGGCCCGGGAAGAGGACCCAGAAGAGGAGUCAGAGGAAGAACCAGGAGAGGAGUAUAAGGAAAAUUUGGAGGAAGAGUCUGAAUCAGAGGAACGGAUUGAGGUGCCAUUAGAGUCGGGGGAUGAGGAUAACCCGAUCGAGAUCAAGGCAGACUCCGAGUCUUCAGAGGAGCACGUGCCUCAGGAGGAUUCAGAUUCGGAUUCUGGGGAGACCGAAUCGGAAUGGACGCCGUCUACAGGGCGUAAGGGCUAG